GAACAUUUCUUAGUUCCAGAUCAUACUAUCACAGACAUAACUGGAGCGUCAUUUGCAGGGUUUUAUUAUGUUUGUUUACAAAAAUCAGCCGCCACCAUUGAGGGUUACUACUAUCACCGAAGCUCUGAAUGGUUUCAGUCCUUAAAUCUUGUCCAUGUUCCUGAUCACAGUCAACCCAUUUAUGAAUUCAGAUGAUAUUGAACAAGAAAACAAAUCUUUAUACUCUUAUAUGCUUCUUAAUGAAUAUUUUUAGACUUCCUCUGGCACUUCCAUGAUGAUAUUAUGAUUUAUGCUUGGUUUACAGCUCAAGUCAGACAAGCUUAGUAGAUAUUUUCCAUAAAAUCAAAAUAGUGUUUGAGGUUUACAUUCAGCAUGCAUGGUGUCAUGUUGUAAAGAUUAUCGUCCAGUGACAAGUUAUUAUCACGAAGAGAUAAUGAUACCUUGGCAGGUGUUUGUUUUCUGUCUUGUUGCAAAUAGUUAUGGCAUACACAGCUACACAUAGAAUGUGAAUUAAAUUAUAUGCAGCUGUUUAAUUUGAUUACUUAAAUGAGAAGAUUGAUCAAGAAUGUUAUUUCUUUUAAUUAAUCAGCACUACUACUGCAUACAUUGUAGUGUAUUUCGAAGAAUAUUUGGAAUGAAAAGUCAAAAAUUGGUUGUGUUGUUGCCAUCUAUUCCUUUGUUUGGCACCUCUGUAUUGAAGAAGUUGAGUACAAACAAUCCUAGGUGUUCCCUGGAAGGUUCUCGGUACUCUCUUAUGUAUAUUUUCAGAGAUUUAUCAACAAAAUUCACAAUCAAUUUCAUAUUGCCAACUUGAUGACACCACAAGGGUAUGUUUGUCUCUAUAUUGUCAGAAAAAUGACCAAUUAAUUUAUGAUUUCUUUUUAUAGUUCUUAUUGACAAAUUGAUACCAUUAGGGGGAUAAGGAGUACUUUUACAGGGAGUUCCAACCAUAUCCAAAAGGGGAUUUUGUGCACAUCUGGCUGAUAAAGUUAAAUCUAAUCAAAGGGUUUAACCCUUAUACUCUUAGCAGUGAUUAACAUGUAACUUCUCCCUGUGAUAUUCAUACAUUGUCCACCAAACAUGAGGAUAUUCAAACUUAUCAGGUAGAGGUUGGUGGUUCUGAUUUAUCACUAGAUUCUUGGGACUUAUUUACAAGGAAAUGUGUAGCAGCUAGAGAGGAGAAUUGAUAAUCAGAUCCUGGGAACUAAAGGGUUAAUGUGACCAAAAUCUCAUAGAUCUCUUUCUCUGUGUGUUGUUUUAUGUUUAUACUUAGCAAAGGAGUAUUAAACCUCUUUUUCAUGGUUUUAAUGGUUCAAAUAAUUGUUUUUAGAUUACUAAUAUUAAGAGCUACACAUACUGAGAAUUGAAAAGUUUUAAAUUAGCUUGAUGGCUCUUAGAAAUUGAAGUACCUUCUUAUGUUACAGCAUGCUCUGUACAAUAAGCAUUAUUUGAGUUAAGAACAACUGAACUUUGUCUUUGUACUGUAACAUGUUAGUAUCAACUUUUAUUUAUAUUCUAGUCCUUUAGAAUGUUAAGUGCUAAGUGAUGGUUGAAGUAUUACUAUAAAUUCAUCAAAAUUUGUGAUAUCCCCCAAUGAGUUGCAAAUAUAUUAAAAGUACUGCAGCCCUCCACAGAGUA
Molecule: messenger RNA, 1638 nt
Organism: Pocillopora damicornis (cauliflower coral)
Lineage: Eukaryota; Metazoa; Cnidaria; Anthozoa; Scleractinia; Pocilloporidae
Product: glucose-induced degradation protein 4 homolog
Biological process (GO): proteasome-mediated ubiquitin-dependent protein catabolic process; protein targeting to vacuole; negative regulation of gluconeogenesis
Cellular component (GO): GID complex
Source: RefSeq, a predicted model, not a curated record